AGUGCUCGCAGUGCUUGCACGCGCCGUGCUGCUCGGAGCGCGGCAGCAGCACAGCACAGCGCAGCAGCGCGGAGCACCGGCGUGCACGGCGAUGCCCGCUCCGCUCCUGCCGCUGGCCGCCCCCUGAAGACAGCCCUCUCUUUCCCCCCCCCUCCGUUCUCCGGCUCUCCCCCCCCUCCCUUUUCCCCUUCCCCCCCCCCUCUCCCCCUCCCUUUCCUCCCCAAACCCCUUCUUUUUUUUAAUUUUUUAUUAUUAUUUUUUUUUUGCCUUUUGGAGCCUCUUUUUAUAUAUCUAUCUAUCUAUUUUUAACCUAUUAUUUUGGAUUUGCACGCACACACACUCACACACACACACACAACCAACCAACCAAGCAACCCAACCCACCACCACCAAACCGACCCAAAAGCCCUCCGCACGCCCUCCCGCUUUGCACCGUGUGGAUGCGGCCCGGGCUGCGUGGCGAGAGCAGAUGCUGAGGGGCCGGAGGAGGAGGAUGGAGUGCACCCUCGAUGCGCAGAGUUUGAUCAGUAUUUCCCUGCGGAAGAUCCACAGCUCCCGCACUCAGCGAGGCGGCAUCAAGCUCCACAAGAACCUGCUCGUCUCCUAUGUGCUCCGCAACGCCCGCCAGCUCUACCUGAGCGAACGCUACGCCGAGCUCUACCGCCGCCAGCAGCACUACCCCGACGGAGCCCCGCUGCUCGCCGUGCCCCCUCCCUGCCCCCCUCCGCCGCCCUCCGCCCCUCCGGAGAUGCCCCCUCUGCCCGGCGACCCCCACGAGCGCGACGUUCGGAGCUGCGCGGCGCUGCGGGGCGGCGCGGAACCGGGGGCGGAGGUACCGCUGUGCUCCGCUCCCCCCGAACUGCAGCAGAGAGCGCCGUGCAGAGACUCCGCGGGGUUCUACCGAGCGGCCCCCGCCGGGCACGGAGCGGGACACGGUGCCGGGGCGGCCCCCCCUUACGCCGCCGCCGCCUCCUCCGGUUGUGACUUUGGGAGCGGAGGAGGAACGCAGCAGCACUGUAGCAGCCGCACCACGGUGCUGGAUUUGGACACGCACGUCGUGACCACGGUGGAGAACGGUUACCUGCACCAGGAGUGCUGCUCGCAGUGCCCGUGCUGCUGCCAACCCGCGGCUCCGGGGCCCCCCUCCCCGCCGCCCCCGCCGGGCGCUAAGCGCAAGUAUUACCCGGGGCAGGAGGAAGAGGAGGGGGUGGAGGAAGGAGCCGGGGGAGGCGGGGUGGCGGGCGGCCCCCAAUUCGCCCCGUGCACCAAACGCGCCCGCUUCGAGGAGUACGGCAGCGCCGAACACCCGCAGGACUCUUCCAACAUCUCCAACUUGAUCUCCAUCUUCGGCUCCGGUUUCACGGGGUUGGUGAGCCGGCAGCAGGCGGACUCGGAGCAGCCCCUCAACGGGCAGCUGUGCGGCAAGCAGGCGCUGGCCAGCCUGGGGGCCUGGACUCGGGCCAUCGUCGCGUUUUAGAGCGGAGAGGGGAGCGGAGGGAGAGAGAGGGGUGCGGGGGGGGGCCGCGGUGCGCGGAGCUCUCGGAUGGGGUGGGGGGAAAGGGAGGG
Messenger RNA from Gallus gallus (chicken), 1566 nucleotides. RefSeq names its product immediate early response 5 like (gene IER5L). NCBI's taxonomy places the organism in Eukaryota, Metazoa, Chordata, Aves, Galliformes, Phasianidae. The record is from RefSeq and is a predicted model, not a curated record.